AUGGACGAGGAAGGUGCUGCUGGUGCUGCUGGUGCUACUGGUGCUGGAGGUGCUGCUGGAGCUGCUGGAGAUGCUGCUGGUGCUGGAGUUACUGGAGGUGCUGGUGCUGUUAGAGGUCCUGCUGGUGUUGGAGCUGCUGGAGAUGCUGGAGCAGCUGGUCCCGGAGGUGCUCGUACUGGAGGUACUGGAGCUGCUGGGGCUGGUGGUGCUGCAGGAGUUGGAGCUGUAGGUGCUGGAGCUGUUACUACUGGAGGUGCUGCUGGAGCUGGAGCUGUUGGAGGUACUGGAGCUGGUGGUGCUGUGGGAGUUGUUGCUGGAGACCCUGGAGCUGAGGGUACUGGUGCUGUCUCUGCUGUUUCAGGAGGCGCUGCGCGGCCUCGGCAGUACUACAUUCCGCUCCUUCAGCAGGUUCUUGGUCUCCCGCCUUCUCCUGGUCCUACUCCUCCUUUACUGAGUCCACCGCCUGUCCAGUCCCAGUCGCAGUUACAGCCGACCUCUCCACUGCCUGGUCCUUCUCCUUACUCGGGACCGACUAGAAGUCUUACGGAGCGUCGUGAGCCUGAGUCGCGUCCUAUGUCGCCUGAGUCUCGUCCUGCGUCACCAGAGUCUUGUUCUGCGUUACCUGUCUGCACUGUUCGCGCUGGUCGUCGUGUUUCGCGUCCGCGUCCUCCUCCUGUCCCUGGCACUCACUCUAUGACACCGCGUCCUUCCACUGCUCCACAGCGUGUCCCUCUGCCGUCUCCUCUUGCGUCCUCUCUUCCUGACGGUCCGGACCCGGAGUUUGACUCCCUUCGUGCUGCUAGUCCUACUGUCUCGCGCUUUCUGGCCACUUCUGUCACUGACCCUUUGUUUGAGUCCACUGCUGCGUCUGCUCUCGUUGCUGAGCUUGUUGACUUUGCUGCAGCCUGUCGCCUAGACUUCGCCACUAGUCUUGUUGCUGAGUCUGCGUCUGCGUCUGUCUGUCCUCCGUCCGUCGGGGGUGAGUGUGCUCUUGGCACGGCCGUUCUUGAGGACAGACAGGAGGAGUUUGAGUGCUUUGCCACUGCUGUACCUCAUCUCGUGUCCAUGCUGCUUGCCCCUGAGGGAGACCCGGAUGCACCAGACAUCCCGACCCCACGCUCUUACGCAGAGGCGAUAGAGGGUCCCUACUCCUCUCAGUUGCAGGCAGCUAUGGACGCCAAGAUGGCUUCCUGGAAGUCCACAGGCACCUACGUCGACGAGGUUCCCCCACUUGGGGCGAACAUCGUCAGUGGCAUGUGGAUCUUCAGGGUGAAGCGCUCGCCGGGUUCUCCGCCUGUCUUCAAGGCGCGUUACGUUGCACGUGGCUUCAGUCAGCGACAGGGAGUUGACUUCUUCCAGACCUUCUCCCCUACCCCGAAGAUUACCACUCUUCGGGUACUGCUGCAUGUCGCCGCUCAGCGUGACUACGAGCUCCACUCGCUUGACUUCAGCACAGCCUUCCUACAGGGCAGCCUGCACGAGGAGAUCUGGCUGCGCCGCCCACCUGGCUUCACUGGGUCGUUUCCUGCUGGUACCCAGUGGAGCCUCCGGCGGCCAGUCUACGGUCUCCGCCAGGCACCCCGUGAGUGGCACGACACACUGAGGACGACUCUUGCUGCUCUUGGUUUUGCUCCUUCCACUGCUGACCCGUCGUUGUUUUUACGCACUGACACCACUCUGCUACCGUUCUACGUUCUCGUGUACGUAGACGACCUCGUCUUUGCUACUGCUGACACUGAGGCACUCGCUCACAUGAAGUCUGAGCUGCAGAAGAGACACACGUGCACAGACCUGGGUGAGCUGACAAGCUAUCUUGGCUUGCGGAUUACCCGGGACAGAGCACAGCGCACCAUUACCUUGACUCAGUCACACAUGGUGCAGCAGGUCCUUUAG
Molecule: messenger RNA, 1893 nt
Organism: Closterium sp. Naga37s-1
Lineage: Eukaryota; Viridiplantae; Streptophyta; Zygnematophyceae; Desmidiales; Closteriaceae
Source: the annotation of a GenBank genome assembly